Molecule: messenger RNA, 5585 nt
Organism: Loxodonta africana (African savanna elephant)
Lineage: Eukaryota; Metazoa; Chordata; Mammalia; Proboscidea; Elephantidae
Product: zinc finger protein 345-like
Exons: 7
Coding region: 890-3349 (819 amino acids)
Biological process (GO): regulation of transcription by RNA polymerase II
Cellular component (GO): nucleus
Molecular function (GO): RNA polymerase II cis-regulatory region sequence-specific DNA binding; DNA-binding transcription factor activity, RNA polymerase II-specific
Source: RefSeq, a predicted model, not a curated record
CCCAGAAACCGGAAGCGGAAGUGCGCGUCCUCGAGCGGUAGCCAAGUUUGGUAGUUCUUCAGCUCCGGUGUGAGGUAUAGUUGUGUAUGUUGGCGUCAUUCCUGCUCCCGUGCUGUUGUCCCGGGGUCUGAGGGCGCUGCUCCCGGUCUUCUGCGUAGUGCUGGCCUCUCCUCCCCUCCUGGGCUGCUCCCGAGCCGCGCGAAUGCCUGUAGCCGCGCUGUGGCUCGGCCUCCAGCCGCCUACGUCGCUUUCGUGCCUCUGCCUCCUCCGGAACCUCGCCCCACCAGUGGGGGAGGCCGAAUAGGUGCGCUGGACCUUUGUCUCACGCCGCAUUAACAGGUCCCAGGUGAGGCGCAGAGAACUGGUCCAGUCUAAGCAGCUGAGGAACCUGUCUUGCACAUCUGUGAAUCACAAGUAAGGAUUUCAGCUGUUGACUGGCUGUGUGGACCAAACAGUAUUCAUUUGCCGCCAGUCUGCCUAGCGGCCCUGCUUCCGUUCCCAUCCCUCUUACCUAACUGGCUUCUUGGUCUCAGAGAGGACAUUCACUUAGAUUUCCAGAAGCUGUAAACCAAGAAAUGUCGUGCCACAUCAGCAAAUGAAGGUCCCGGAAGCUUUACUCCAUCCACGUCAUUAAGGUCGACUCUACUUUGAGGAGGCAGCUCUUCCCCAGUCAUGUUUUGAGUGUCUUCGAACCUGGGGGGCUCAUCUUCCAGCACUAUAUCAGACAGUGAUCCGCUGCUAUUCAUAAGGUUGCUGUGACACUUCCUGAUGGCCUGGGUUCUUCAAGAAAAUACAGGACUCAGUGGUCUUUGAGGAUGUUGCCGUUGACUUUACCCAAGAAGAGUGGGCUUUACUGGAUUUUUCUCAGAGGAAACUCUACACAGAUGUGAUGAUAGAAACCUUCAGGAACCUGGACUUGGUUUCUCAACAGGAUAAUAAUGAACAAACAUUGUCUAGUAAACAUAUAAUAGUGCAAUUCAUGAAGAAUGAUUCCUGGACCUUUGUGUUAGGAGAAAUCUGUGAAUUCCAUGAUACUGAAGAUCAGCACAAUAACCAGAGGAGGUACGUGAGAAGGUAUAUGGUAGAGCAUCUCCAUGAAGGUAAAGAAGUUAAAGUAAAGAAAAAGAAUGGAGGUAAUAAGUGUGGGAAAACUUUCAGCUGGAUUGGAGAUCAUACUGGGCUCAAAAGAACAUUUGCUACAGCAAAUCCUUCUGAAUGCCAUGAGUGUGAGAAAGCUUUCAUGAAUCAUUCGUCAUUUAAGCAUCACAUCGGAUCUCACACUGGAUACAAACUUUGUCAUUGUAAGGAAUGUGGAGAAGACUUCAGUUGUCGUUCUUACAUAAAACCUUGUGUGAGAACUAAUACUGCAAACAAACUCUAUACAUGUAAGCAUCAUGGGAAACCCUGUAGUUCUUCCUCUCCCCUCACUAAACUUGUAAGAACUCAUAGUACAGAGAGGCCUUAUGACUGUAAGGAACAUGGGAAGGCCUUUAGUGAGCCUUCACACCUCAUUUUACGUGCAAGAAGGCACAGUAGAGGGAGGCCUUAUGACUGUAAGGAAUGUCAGAAAGCCUUUCAUUGUUUCUUAGAUCUCACCAAACAUAUAGGAACUCACAGUGGAGUGAGGCCUUAUGAAUGUAAGGAAUGUGGGAAAGCCUUUAGCUUUCCCUCAAUCCUCACUACACAUAUAAAAACUCAUAGUAGAGAGAGACCUUAUAAAUGUAGGGAAUGUGGGAAAACCUUUAGUCAUUCCUCAUCCCUCACUGUAUAUACAAGAAAUCACAGUGGAGAGAGGCCUUAUGAAUGUAAGGAAUGUGGGAAAGCCUUUAGUCAGUCUUCACACCUCACUGACCGUGUAAGACCUCACAGUGGAGAGAAACCUUAUGAAUGUAAGGAAUGUGGUAAAACCUUUUGUUAUUUUACAAGCCUCUCUAGACAUAAAAAAACUCACAGUGGAGUGAGGCCUUAUGAAUGUAAGGAAUGUGGAAAAACCUUUAGCUAUGCCUCAACUCUCACUACACAUACAAAAAUUCAUAGUAGAGAGAGACCUUAUGAAUGUAAGGAAUGUGGGAAAGCCUUUAGUCGUUCCUCGUUCCUAAGUGUACAUACAAGAAAACACAGUGGACAGAAGCCUUAUGAGUGUAAGGUAUGUGGGAAAGCCUUUAGGCAGUCUUCACACCUCAGUGACCAUGUAAGAUCUCACAGUGGAGAGAAACCUUAUGAAUGUAAGGAAUGUGGUAAAACCUUUGGUUAUUUCACAAGCCUCUCAAGACAUAAAAAAAUUCACAGUGGAGACAGGCCUUAUGAAUGUAAGGAAUGUGGAAAAGCCUUUAGCUAUCCCUCAACUCUCACUACACAUAUAAAAACUCAUAAUAGAGAGAGACCUUAUGAAUGUAAGGAAUGUGGGAAAGCCUUUCGUUGUUCCUCAUCUCUCACUCUACAUACAAGAAUUCACAGUGGAGUGAGGCCUUACAAAUGUAAGGAAUGUGGGAAAGCCUUUUGUUCUUUCUCAGAUCUCACUAGACAUACAAAAACUCACAGUGGAGAGAGGCCUUUUGAAUGUAAGGAAUGUGGGAAAGCCUUUUUUUCUUUCUCAUGUCUCACUAGACAUAUAAGAACUCACAGUGGAGAGAGGCCUUAUGAAUGUAAGGAAUGUGGGAAAGCCUUUAGUCAGUCCUCACACCUCACUGACCAUGUAAGAUCUCACAGUGGAGAGAAACCUUAUGAAUGUAAGGAAUGUGAUAAAACCUUUCGUUAUUUCACAAGCCUCUCUAGACAUAAAAAAUCUCACAGUGGAGAGAAACCUUAUGAAUGUAAGGAAUGUGGAAAAGCCUUUAGCUAUCCCUCAAUCCUCACUACACAUAUAAAAACUCAUAGUAGAGAGAGACCUUAUGAAUGUAAGGAAUGUGGGAAAGCCUUCAGUAGUUCCUCAUCCCUCACUGUGCAUAUGAGAACUCACAGUGGAGAGAGGCCAUUUGAAUGUAAGGAAUGUGGGAAAGUCUUUAGUCAGUCCUCACACCUCAUUGACCAUGUAAGAUCUCACAGUGGAGAGAAACCUUAUGAAUGUAAGGAAUGUGGUAAAACCUUUUGUUAUUUCACAAGCCUCUCUAGACAUAAAAAAAUUCACAGUGGAGAGAGGCCCUAUGAAUGUAAGGAAUGUGGAAAAGCCUUUAGCUAUCCCUCAAACCUCACUGCGCAUAUAAAGACUCACAAUAGAGAGAGACCUUAUGAGUGUAAGGAAUGUGGAAAAGCCUUUUGUUCUUUCUCAGAUCUCACUAGACAUGUAAGAACUCACAGCAGAGAGAGACCUUAUGAGUGUAAGGAAUAUGGGGAAGCAUUUUGUUCUUAGAUCUCACUAGACACAAAAAACUCACAGCAGAGAGGCCUUUUGAAUGUAAGGAAUGUGGGAAGGCCUUUAGUCAAUCCUCAUACCUCACUGAGCAUGUAAGAUCUCAUAGUGGAGAGAAACCUUAUUAAUGUAAGGAAUGUGGCAACGCUUUUAGUAGUUCCUCAACCCUUCAUAAACAUAGAACAACACACAGCGGAGAGAGGCCUUAUGUACAUAAGGAGUGAUAGAGACUCCGCAGUUCUUAGCCUGCUGAUGACAUGUGAGGAGGUACACUGGACAGAAGCAAUAUAGGUGUUCAUUCCUAGUCUCUUCAAAAACCUGAAAGGACACAUGAGAGAGAAACCCAUUAAUGAAAGGAAUGUGAUAUGGGAAGGUUUUUGCUUUUGUCCCAUACUUUGCAAAAUAUGAAGGUUCACACAUAUGGGAAAUCCCUCACCAAUUAUUCCUACUGAAUACAUGAGAAGUCACAUUUGAGGUUAAUCAUUUAUAUGUAAGGAACGUGGAAACAGCUACAGGUCUUUUGGAAUUCUUAGACAACAUUUAAUAUAUUAUACUGUGGAUCAAUCCUAUGAAUGUAAAAGACAAGGGAAGCAUUCAUUGCCUGUUCUCCCUUAGGACCCCUGUGAGACCUCACACACAUUGUCAGUGUAUAACAGGAAGGGAGUUUUCAAUAAAUGCCUGGGUAAAUGCCACAAUAUUGGUACUGAUAGUAAAUGACAUUUUUAAGAAAAAUUUAGUCCAAAGAGGAGAGGCAAUCAUAGUUUACUGUUGUUUGAAUGCCAGUGUAUAAAAUAGUGUGUAAAUGAUGAUGGCAGUUUUAUAAAGCAUUUAUAUAUACAAACCAUCCCAUAGGUGAGACUGAAUGAUUUCAUGAGUCAUUUUGCUUUUCCUUAAUUUGCAAUUUUUUUCAGUCAUUUUUUAAUACCUGUUUAAUUUUUCAAAAAUAAGAAUUCAAUUUUAGAAUGUAUACUAUUACAAGUUUUGACAAAUCAAUAUAUGUAACUAGUACCACAAGGAAACUGCAGAGCAGCUCUCUUCCCUCGCUCCAAAAAAUUUCCUAAUGCUGGCUGUUUUAAGUCAAACCUUCCCUUUACCAGGAGUCUCUGUCAGCUGUCCCUAUACAUGUCAUUCAGUUUGUGGCUUUUAGAUUCUGGCUUGUUUCAUUUAGCGUCAUGAAUUUCAGAUUUAUCCGUGUUGAUGAAUGUAUUGAUACUUCGUUCCUUUUUAUUGCUGUGUAAUAUUCUGUUAUAUACGGAUAUCUUAUUUUGUGUAUUCUCCAGUGGAAGGACAUUUUAGCUAUUUCCUGUUUUUAUGAAUAAAACAGCUAUAAACAUUCAAGCAUGGAUUAUUAUGUGAAUAUACAUUUUCAUUUUUCUCAAAUAGAUCUGUAUGAGUGGGAUAGUUGUGUCAUAUGGUAUAUGUGUGUUUACCUUUAUUAGGAAGUACCAGUCUGGUUUUUAAAGGUGCUGUGCCAUUUUAUAUCCUACCAGUGAUGUAUAACUCCAGUGGCUGCUGAGAUCUAGAGAGGUUGCUUUUGGAGGAAUUUAGCACACUUCUCUUCGCUGCUGACUUCAGGGGAGGAAGUUUGGAUGGGCAGUUCCACAUAUGCUGAAGGGGGCGGUGUGGAAUGUGGCAUGUGGAUUAGAACACAGGUUCAGGCGUAUAGGGUUCCUGGCUAUGCCACCAUUGCUCAAACAGAGCUGGAGAAAGGUUGGAGUGACCAAAUGCUGUGCCUUGCAGGAACCUAGCACUGAAGAAGUUACACAGAGCAAAAUAUGGACCAAAGUGCCCCCUCAAGAACCUUGGAAGUGAUCACACUGGAAAAAGAAAGGGAAGCCCUUCUUCCUCUAGUGUCCUCCAUUCUUCCUCAUACACUUCUCAGUGCCAAAGGAGAAAUAUAAGGCCUGCUCUAUUAUCACAGAACAGGCAAAAAAUAAAUAAAUAAAAAGGAGGGGGGAGAUCUGCAGCAGAAGCAAUAAGUUGAUAACCAGGACAGUGGUCAAAACAUGGCUUUGCAUUAUUUUGGUUUUCUGUGAAUGACAAGCCAGCUCCUAGCAACACCACGGCUUAGUUGUGGUUCUCAACCUACUCCCCCUCACCAUCUUCUCUGACACCAACUGACUAACCAUCUGAAGCAAGGGUUAAUCUCACAAAUUAAAGCGCACAAUCCUCUAGAUAUUUAUGUCUGCCUACCACUUAAGACACUAAUGAGAUGUUUGGGGGCUCUCAGGGCCAC